Messenger RNA from Prunus dulcis (almond), 746 nucleotides. RefSeq names its product 50S ribosomal protein L30. Gene Ontology annotation, molecular function: structural constituent of ribosome. Lineage: Eukaryota; Viridiplantae; Streptophyta; Magnoliopsida; Rosales; Rosaceae. The coding region runs from base 145 to 468 and encodes 107 amino acids. The transcript has 3 exons. The record is from RefSeq and is a predicted model, not a curated record. Gene Ontology annotation, biological process: translation. Gene Ontology annotation, cellular component: large ribosomal subunit; mitochondrion.
CGCCUACAGAGCAAAGGAAGUAAAUCAACUUCACCACUCAGUCUUCUUCUACACAAGGAAGGCGCUAUCCCUCGGCGCCGUCAUCACAGGUGACAACUCCGUCGAAAAACACAGUUGAGGUCAUCUCUCUCUGUUGGAGAAGAAAUGAAUGCUUUCAAGGCUUUUAAAGCCAGUGUCCCAAUUGCAUGGAGCCCUAAUCUAUAUAUAACUUUGGUAAGGGGAAUCCCAGGAACCAGGAGACUUCACAGGCGUACUUUAGAGGCAUUACGUCUCCGCAAGUGCAACCGAACUGUUAUGCGAUGGAACACUCCUACAGUUAGGGGAAUGCUCCAACAGGUUAAGAGAUUGGUCGUGAUUGAGACAGAAGAGAUGUAUAAGGCCCGCAAACAAAAUUUGGAAAACCACCGAGCUCUACGUCCCCCUUUGGUCAUAAAUCACCUACCUGCUUCUGCAAGUGGUUCUUCUUAAUAGCCUAUGUAAUUGUUUAGAGGUCAGCUUUCAGCUUCUUAGAUAUGUGCCUUUUGAUUGAGGAGACUAAUUUUCCUAUAGUGUAUUUCUUAUAAGCAGCCAAAGCUGGAUCCAGUUCUUUAUCAAUUUCUAUAUUUGGCUUUGUACCUCCGAAUUUGCGGUGGUUCUGAACUAGUGAAUUCAUACUGAAGCAAGUACUAUUGCAAUUAAGCAGGGCUUCUAUUUGCAUAUGCUGCACUGUGGAUGGUUUGAUUUGAUGAAUGGCUGAUUUUCAGACA